GUCCCGCCCCCGGGUUCCGGCGGUUGCCAGGAAGCGGCUGCCAGAGGUCGCGGCCCGCUCGCAACCUUGAGGCCAGCCGAGAGUCAGCAGCACCCCAGCCCCUCGCCGGCGCGGCACGGAGCAGGCGCCUGCCGAACGGGCACGGAAUGAAGGCGGGCGGCGCGGGCGCCCUGCGCGGGGGCCGCGGGGCUCAGGCAGCGCUCCCCUCCUAGACGCCCGGUCCCGGCGCGCUUCCGGCCGGCCACGUGACCACCCGCGCACGUGUUCCGGCCGCCGGCCCCGCCCUCGGCCCCAGCGGCUGCAGCGGCUGGUGGGCAACUAGGCGCCCAGCUGCUUGAGCGGCGGGGCGGCACCCUACGCCAUGAACCCCAGGGGGUUGUUCCAGGACUUCAACCCCAGUAAGUUCCUCAUCUACGCCUGCCUUCUGCUUUUCUCCGUGUUGCUGCCUCUGCGCUUGGACGGCGUCAUCCAGUGGAGCUACUGGGCCGUGUUUGCCCCCAUAUGGCUAUGGAAGCUCCUGGUCGUCGCGGGGGCCUCGGUGGGUGCGGGCGUUUGGGCUCGCAACCCUCGCUACCGCACCGAGGGGGAGGCCGGCGUGGAGUUCAAAGCCAUGCUGAUCGCCGUGGGCAUCCACUUGCUGCUGCUCAUGUUCGAAGUACUGGUCUGUGACCGGGUGGAGAGGGGCACCCAUUUCUGGCUGCUGGUCUUCAUGCCUCUCUUCUUCGUCUCCCCCGUGUCUGUGGCCGCUUGUGUCUGGGGCUUUCGACACGACAGGUCGCUGGAGCUGGAGAUCCUGUGCUCCGUCAAUAUCCUGCAGUUCAUCUUCAUUGCCUUGAGGCUGGACAGGAUUAUCCACUGGCCCUGGCUGGUGGUGUUCGUGCCGCUGUGGAUCCUCAUGUCCUUCCUUUGUCUGGUUGUCCUCUAUUACAUCGUCUGGUCCCUCCUGUUUCUGAGGUCCCUGGACGUGGUCGCAGAGCAGCGAAGAACCCACGUGACCAUGGCCAUCAGCUGGAUAACGAUUGUUGUGCCUCUGCUCACUUUUGAGGUCCUGCUGGUUCACAGAUUGGAUGGCCACAAUACCUUCUCUUACAUCUCCAUAUUUGUCCCCCUUUGGCUGUCACUAGUAACUUUGAUGGCCACAACUUUUAGGCGAAAAGGAGGCAAUCAUUGGUGGUUUGGCAUUCGCAGAGAUUUCUGUCAGUUUCUGCUCGAAAUUUUUCCAUUUUUAAGAGAAUAUGGGAACAUUUCCUAUGAUCUCCAACAUGAAGAUAGUGAAGACCCUGAAGAAACUGCCGGUCCAGAAGCUCCAAAAAUCCCCCCAAUGUUUGGAAAGAAGGCCAGGGUAGUUGUAACACAGAGCCCUGGAAAAUACGUUCCCCCACCUCCUAAGUUAAAUAUUGAUAUGCCAGACUAGACUGCCUUCUUCACUGGCCCUGUGGUGAGACAGAAACAGCAUAUGCAUAGCUCCUCCACCUUACUUUUUCCACUGUUUAUCCCAAACCUGGACACAAACAAGCUCCAGGCACCAUUUCACGCUUUGAGAUCGAUGUAAAUGAGUGGCUUCUCACUGUGCACUGUAGCCAGCAGAGGUUAUUUUGGUCUGUGGUUUUGUAUGUGUGUGUGAGAUGUAUAUAUCUAUGAGAGAACCGCUGUUUGCUUUCCAAAUAGGUGUUUAAAAAGCCAAGUGCAGUAAGUGGAAUCGAGUAACCACACAGCUGCUGUUUUUUUUUUUUUUGAAGUCUACUUAUUAUAAAUAUUGUUUGAAAAUAUUUUUAUACACUGCUAGUCUAAAAUUGUAUUUGAGAUUGUUACUGUUGUGACAUAAUAGCAAGUGUACAGAAUUCUUUCCCACUACUGGUUUAUAAGCCUCAUUACUGUUAAAAUAGUUUUUCUUUGGGCAUUGUCUUUAAUAUUCUAAUAGAUGAAUUUUUCUAAUGGUGCGGAUCUGCAUGUAUAUUUCUAUGAAUAUUUUAGCAGUGAAAAAUGUUGAAUUCCAGUCCUCUACAGUUCAAAAUAUUAUGUUGAAGGCUUUUUGUUUGUUUUUUACGGUUCUAUGUGAAGAUAAUGUUUAUUGCAGGUGUCCUCAGAGCCCAUAAAAUGUUAAUAUGUACCUGUUACAGUGUAAUCUAAGUACUCGGCACAAAUUAGGGAUUGGAAAUCUCACGAUCAGAAUACUUCAAUGUUUGGUGACAGGGAUCUGCACAACUCCACAGUCUCUCUCAGGAGCUGUUAGUAGAGAGAGGGAGGUGAUGUGCUCUAGUAUGGAACCAGGUCAUAACAUGACUGUUAUUAUUUACCAUUGUUUUCUCCAGAGGCAAUAAUGUCUCCUGAGGAACAACUAAAUAAGCAACAAGUGGUUUGUGUAUUUCUAAGGAUCUUAGAAUAUUCAUUUGUUGGAAAGUAAAACAUUACUUAUGGAAAACUGGGCAGACUGACAUUAACCAAAAGUAGCCAACAAGAUGUCUUAUUUUAAGGUCCAAACAUUUGGGACUGUUGGCAAAAUGGAAGCAAUAGUUUGGGUUACCUGUUUAGGUAAAUAACGAUGUGUCUUUAGGUGCUGGUGGGAUAGGUACCAGGAAAUGAGAAGGGCAAAAGCCAGACUCUUCAAGAAUAAUGUUCUGACUUGAGCAAAUAAAAACUGUCAGAAGGUUAGAGUGUAAA
Molecule: messenger RNA, 2661 nt
Organism: Cavia porcellus (domestic guinea pig)
Lineage: Eukaryota; Metazoa; Chordata; Mammalia; Rodentia; Caviidae
Gene: Tmem185b
Product: transmembrane protein 185B
Exons: 1
Coding region: 362-1414 (350 amino acids)
Source: RefSeq, a predicted model, not a curated record